This is a messenger RNA of Drosophila ficusphila, 4005 nucleotides long. Its product is annotated as anoctamin-4. The record is from RefSeq and is a predicted model, not a curated record. Gene Ontology annotation, cellular component: plasma membrane. Gene Ontology annotation, molecular function: protein dimerization activity; chloride channel activity. Gene Ontology annotation, biological process: chloride transmembrane transport. Lineage: Eukaryota; Metazoa; Arthropoda; Insecta; Diptera; Drosophilidae.
UCUCGAGUUGAUCAAUUAACGUGAAAGUGAUACACACUCAACUCCAAUUGCAUUUGAAUACUAACCGCAAAUCAAUAAUCGAUUACUCAUACGUAUUGUGCUGGGAACGGACAGGAGCGAAUCAAUAAACCUUCAAUUGUUGUGAUUACUUCAAUGGCAUGGGACUUUUCACAACUGCCAACGAGCGCUGACAUUUCCAGGACGUCCGUCGCACGCUUAUUAGUGAUCCAGGAUUCCGAUUCCAUGACGCACUGAAGAGAGAGGACGAUGAGCAGUCACGAAGGACGGUCCGGCGAGAGGUCACACAUCUUUCAAAUUCGGAUCGACAGCGUCGAGGAUGAGAGCACCGCCCCCAUAACGGAGGCCAGUUCACGGGAGGAUCUCAUCGGGAGCGCAGCCAGGGAAGGCGACCGGAGCAGCGAGCAGUCCGUCUUUCAGUUUCCCAGAUUCCUUUCGGUGCCAACUCUGCGUAGUCCUCGCCAAUCCCCAGAUCCCUCCAUCAGAAGGCAGGUGAUGUCCAGUCCGGCAAAAAGCGAGCGAAUGAGCCGCCGGAGUCAGACGAAGGUGAGACCACGAAGACUUAGCCAAGAUAGUGGCAUUGUGGCAGGAAGACUAAUAGGAUACGGGGAGAGUGCUUUAAUUGACUCGGAUCUCCCACCAAGGCAAGUUGUAACCAUUCCGGCAGAGAACUUAUACCCCUGCCAAAAAGACGAUAAUGUUUCGGUUGGCAAUGCCAAGCCCGCCACUCCGAUUCCUCCGAAAUCCAAACUGAGUGGAAAUAGAGCGCGAGCUGGUUCGGCUACCUACACGGAAAAGUGGCUCAACUCCACGGUGAUGCGGACCAGCAAUGGCAACCCGCUGUUUCCCAAAUCCAACUCGAUAGCCGUGCCAUUGCCCACUCACCUGGAAUCCGAAUCCGCUGAGCCAAGUCCCACGCAGGCAUUUGGCCCGAAAAUCGUAGGAAGUAAUGAAGAGGACAUUCCUGGCACUGCAAUGCGUCGAAACCUCGGUCUUAAUUUGAGUCCCACUUUAGAGUCCGCAGAUCGUGUUAAUCAAUCCUAUGAGAUAAUGGAGUCCUCGCACUCCAAUGUUUUGCCCGAUCAAUUUGGCUAUCGGCAACUUAUGCCCACGGAGAGAAAGGCCUCGGAUACCACGAGUUCCGUGAGUGGAAGUUACUACGGCAGUCGAAAGGCCAGCAAAAGCAACAGUUUGGGAGGUGAAUCCGGAGAUGAGAGAAGAGUCAGCAAGCAGGAUCGGGAGGGCUUGGAUCCCGAAUCGUUGAUGUUCCGGGAUGGCAGACGGAAGGUGGACAUGGUCUUGGCUUGGGAGGAGGAGGAUCUGGGCGUAAUGACCGAAGCGGAAGCAAAAAAGCGGGAUAAUCGACGCUGCUUCAUGGAGAACCUCAUCAAGGAAGGACUUGAGGUCGAACUAGAGGACAAAUCGCAGUCCUUCAACGAAAAAACAUUCUUUUUGAAGAUACAUCUGCCUUGGCGACUAGAAACACGGCUGGCUGAAGUCAUGAAUCUGAAGCUUCCCGUCAAAAGAUUUAUCACCAUAUCCGUAAAGCCAUCUUGGGAUGAGGAGAAUGUUGUUCUAAGAAACGUACAAUAUUGGAAGGAUGUGUGGCAGCGCUUGACCAAAAAGAUUCAACUGGAUCAUACUCUUUUGGAAGGAGAAACUACAUUUAAGUCUGCAACAGCUAAUGGCAAUCCGGAAGAACAAUUUAUUGUAAAAGACCGAGCCACGGCCUUUACUAGCGCCCAGCGAUCGCUGAUGGUGAUGCAGGUGCUCAUCCGAACGCCCUUCGACGAGAGCGAUCGCAGUGGCAUCCGGCGGCUGAUGAACGACGGCACCUACCUCGGCUGCUUUCCGCUUCACGAGGGGCGGUACGACCGACCGCACUCCAGCGGAAUCUCCCUGGACCGCCGGGUGCUCUACCAGACGUGGGCUCAUCCCUCGCAGUGGUACAAGAAGCAGCCGUUGUGCCUGGUUCGCAAAUACUUUGGCGACAAGAUCGCCCUAUACUUCUGCUGGCUGGGAUUCUACACGGAGAUGCUCGUCUAUCCGUCUGUGGUGGGAACCCUUUGCUUCAUAUAUGGCUUGGCCACUCUGGAGUCGGAGGACAACACUCCCAGCAAGGAGAUCUGCAAUGAAUACGGCACGGGAAACAUUACUUUGUGUCCUUCGUGCGACAAGGCUUGCAGCUACCAAAGACUCUCGGAGUCCUGUCUCUUCUCACGACUUACCUAUCUCUUUGACAAUCCCUCGACGGUGUUCUUCGCCAUCUUCAUGUCCUUCUGGGCCACCACUUUCCUGGAGCUUUGGAAACGCAAACAGUCGGUUCUAGUUUGGGAAUGGGACUUGCACAACGUGGACAUGGAUGAAGAAAACCGUCCAGAAUUUGAAACGAAUGCCACCACUUUCCGGAUGAAUCCAGUCACACGGGAAAAGGAACCAUACAUGUCCACAUGGAAUAGAUCAAUUCGAUUUGUCAUUACUGGAAGUGCUGUGCUUUUUAUGAUCUCAGUGGUACUCUCUGCUGUGUUAGGAACCAUAUUGUAUCGCAUAACGCUGGUCUCAGUAAUUUAUGGUGGAGGAGGAUUCUUUGUUAAAGAGCACGCCAAACUUUUCACCAGUGUCACGGCUGCCUUGAUCAAUUUGGUUGUUAUUAUGAUACUCACAAGAAUUUACCAUCGUAUGGCCAUCAGAUUAACUAAUCUGGAAAAUCCGCGCACUCACACGGAAUACGAAGACUCCUACACCUUCAAAAUAUUCUUCUUUGAAUUUAUGAACUUUUACUCGUCGCUCAUCUAUAUCGCUUUUUUCAAGGGCCGUUUCUUCGAUUAUCCUGGUGAUGAUCAAGCCCGGAAAAGUGAGUUCUUCCGACUAAAGAAUGAUAUCUGCGACCCAGCGGGCUGCUUAUCCGAACUUUGCAUCCAAUUGGCCAUUAUUAUGGUGGGCAAACAGUGCUGGAAUAAUUUCAUGGAGUACCUAUUUCCCAAGUUUUGGAAUUGGUGGCGACAGCGGAAACAUAAACAGGCCACAAAGGAUGAAUCACAUUUGCACAUGGCCUGGGAACAGGAUUAUCAUAUGCAGGACCCAGGUCGAUUGGCUUUGUUUGAUGAGUAUCUGGAAAUGAUUCUUCAAUACGGCUUUGUCACUCUGUUUGUGGCUGCUUUCCCUCUGGCACCACUUUUUGCUCUCCUUAACAAUGUUGCAGAAAUCCGUUUGGAUGCCUAUAAAAUGGUCACGCAGGCAAGACGUCCUUUGGCGGAAAGGGUAGAGGAUAUUGGAGCUUGGUACGGCAUCCUGCGGAUAAUCACAUAUACGGCCGUCGUUUCGAAUGCCUUUGUAAUAGCUUAUACGAGUGAUUUUAUACCUCGAAUGGUGUACAAGUUUGUUUACUCCGAGACCCACACUUUGGCUGGUUACAUCGAGCACUCGCUAUCCAUUUUCAACACCUCGGAUUACAAGGAAGAGUGGGGUGCCUCGGUCAGUGAAAAAGAUCCUGACACCUGCCAAUAUCGGGGCUAUAGAAAUGGCCCCAAGGACUAUGAACCUUAUGGACUGAGUCCUCAUUAUUGGCAUGUCUUUGCUGCUCGUUUGGCAUUUGUUGUGGUUUUUGAGCACGUUGUUUUUGUCAUUACUGGCAUCAUGCAGUUCAUCAUUCCGGACGUUCCAUCCGAGGUAAAGACCCAAAUGCAGAGAGAGCAACUGCUGGCCAAGGAGGCCAAGUACCAGCAUGGAAUAAAGAGGGCUCAGGGCGAUAAUCAGGAUAUCAUGAGCCUUUUCCGGGACACCAGCAAUCGCACCUCGAUCGCGGGAAGCCAAGUGACUGCCCGUGGCAGUUGGGCUCGUCGAUUCAGCCGGCUGAGCGAUGGAUUGGAUGCCCACGUGGAGGUGGCUGCCCGGCCACGAAGAUCGGUGGAAUCCACGGUCUGGGAGGUUUCCUGACACGAGGAAGAGGCCGAAAGUGAGGCCCAGGAUCAGAACAAGAGAUGAGGA